UAUGAAUUGUGUUGGUAUGACAUAUACAAUUUUUAUAACCUUACACAUUCAAAUUUUAUUUAUUUAUUAGUUUCUAAUUUUGAGUUCCAUUUGUAAUAGAGAUUUAUACAUUCCUGCAAAGAAUGAAUAUCAGGCGGGAAAAAGAGAAGGAAGAGCUGGAAGCACUCAAUAAAAAGUUGCAAAUAGACAAUCUCCAGUUAACAAGAUCUCACAUUGAAAAGAAAAAUAAGUUUGCCAACCUAACUCGUUGCUUAAAUGACAGGCAGCGGGAAGAAGAUGAACUUAAUAGAGCAACAAAAAUUAAGGAGCACAUCGCCCUGCAAAAUGCGAAAGUUGAACAGGAGCAACAGUUGGUAACCCAAAUAGACGAAAUACGAAGAAGUGAAGUUAAUGAAAAGAGGCAAAGGCAACUGCUUCGUGAAAAUUGUGAGGAAUUACGAGAACUUGAAAGGAAGCUACGAGCUGCAUACAUUGCAAAGCAUCAAAUAGCACAAAUAGCAGAAAAAGAAGCAAUUAAAUUAAAUGAGAAGGUAAGAGAAAAGGAAUGCAAUGCACUAUUACACUCCGCAUGGCUCAAAGAUGAUCAAAAUAGAAUUGUCACCAUUCAAGAGGACAUACGUCGCAAGGAACAAUAUCGACAAGAGUUACACAAUCAGAUGAUAGCUCAAGAGAAAAAUAGAAGAUUUGAAUAUGAAGAGUUCCUCCGUGAAAAGAAAUUAUUGGAUGAUAUUGUACAACGUAUCCAUGACGAGAAUGAAAGAACAAUUGAAGAACGCAUGUGUAAAAUGAAAAAAACUCAACAAGAAAUUCAAGCAUUUAAAGCAGCUCAGGAAGUUUGGAGACAAAAGCAAAAAGAAGAACUGGAAGAAGAAAAUAGAAGAAUGCAGGAGUAUCUUUUAUCUAAAGCAAGUGCAACCAAAGCAAGGAUGGAAGAUCAGGAAAGGAUUGCAUCAGCUAAAGCUAAGUUAUGUGAUGAUAUAGGAAGAAAAAUGUAUGAAAUUCAGCGCCAACGCCAAGAGAGGGAGGAUAUACUUUCUCAACUCAUGGAGGAAGAGAAAAAGGAAGAAUUGGAGAAUAGACACAAAAGGGAGGUAGAAAAUGAACUACGCCGAAGAAUUGAAGUACGGAUUUCUUUGAAUCGGCAAAUGGAGGAGCAUGAAGAGCAAAAGAAACAACAGGCUGAAGAAGACGCAAAAUACAAAGAAGAAUUAAUUGCAGAGAUCGCGAGAAGUGAACGCUUGGAACAACUUUCGAAUGAGAAGAAGAGAAGAAAAAUGUUAGAAGUGAGACGGGAAGUGGAAAGGAUGAUGACAGAACGAAGGCAAUUACAAGCCGAAAAAAUGCAGUUAGAAAUGAAGAUUCUAGCUGAAGGUAGACGAGAGCAGCAAGAAAGGCAACGUUUAAUCCAAGAGGAGCGUAUUAGAAUGCUUAAAGACCAUGCACAUAAUUUAAUAGGUUACUUACCAAGAGGGAUAUUAAACGAAGAUGACCUACCACACUUAGGAAGCACAGUGUUAGAUAAAUAUGGGGGAAAAUAUAAGCAUGACGACAUUGGUCAUACCAGUUAAUUAAUCUUGAUGAAUUUUAGACACUCUCAACACAGCUGUGACAUUAAAUCCUUAGUUGUUCGAGUUGUUAAUUAGUUGUCUACUUAUACUGUUGUUUUUCAUGGUUUACGUGUUUACUAAGGUUUUGUCUUAGACCAUAUAGUACAUGGACUGCUAUUAGCCCUAUGUUUUCAAUACAAAAUGGGUGGUCACGGAUAGAGGGCACUGUAGUCGUGGGUAUGUGAAUCUCAGGGUAAACUAAAGUCGUAUGAACACUACUCGGAUUGCGUAAAGAGUAACUUUCUCCCUCUCAUUCUCGAUGCUCUCGCGACGGCCCUGAUCAUGCUUACUGCUAAAACACUACUGACUUUAAUACAUUGGUAUGGUUUAUUAAACGAGUAAGUAUGGCAAGGUUUUUGAAUGAUUUCUGUUAAAUUUUACAUUUAAAUUAUUAUAUUAUGAAACUUUAAAUUUGCAAAUUAUGUCUAGCUGAUUGAACUAGGUACUAUACUACUCGUUGACCAUUUGUAAUUUUACUGUUUCGAAAAGACUGUAAAACUUGUUUACGGAAUAGGUAUCUACUUCAUGUUUGUCUAUCCAUGACUGUUUACACCAUUUUACAAUAUUAUUUAUUAGAUUUGCCAUAAAAGCAUGUUCUAUUAGCAGUGGGGUAAUUUUCUUACGUGGCGUCGGAAUAAUUUGAUAAAAUUGUGUAUUGUAUAGAUAU
This is a messenger RNA of Photinus pyralis (common eastern firefly), 2274 nucleotides long. RefSeq names its product meiosis-specific nuclear structural protein 1-like. Gene Ontology annotation, biological process: cilium organization. Gene Ontology annotation, cellular component: motile cilium. The record is from RefSeq and is a predicted model, not a curated record. The transcript has 9 exons. NCBI's taxonomy places the organism in Eukaryota, Metazoa, Arthropoda, Insecta, Coleoptera, Lampyridae. The coding region runs from base 123 to 1568 and encodes 481 amino acids.